AUGCUCCUUUACUCGAUCUUGCUAGCCUCGAGCGUCCUCUUCAACACAGCUUAUGGAAAAGAGGUUAUCGGUUAUCGAAUUGUUUCUCCUGACGAAGCCGAGGGGAUCAAUGAUAACAAUAAGCCUUUUGACUAUAAAGCAUACGAUGAUGACUCAUUGUCUCCUCAAUUGGGACGCGGAUUUUAUAUGACAAACGUACCUGAUAGCCAGCUGGCUCUUUCUGACGAAUGGUAUUGUGUUAUCAAAGCGGAUAGUGAUAAAAUUGGAAAGGCAGACAAAGUAUGGAUCCCGAAAAUCUUUGAGGAUGAGGAAAGGUCAGUGGAAUUAUGGACCGGAAACGAAGACGCUAUCCUCGAGUAUAUCAAGUCCCUGGUGUCGGAUGACGCGGAAGAGGCAUUGCGCUUUUCAUACAUAGUAGGCGCUGGGGAGAAGCUGCAAAUGGUUAUUCCACCUGAAGCGAUAGACGAGGAUGACUUGGGUUUAUGGGCGCAAUGCUGGGCAACAGAGGAGGAGCAAAUGAGACAUUCGAGCGAAAUCGUUCCAUGGACGACUUGGAAUAUUGUUGGAAAUCUUGGGCCGAGCGAUCCAGAUGAAAUGGAAACGGAAACGGGCUGGUGA
Molecule: messenger RNA, 618 nt
Organism: Drepanopeziza brunnea f. sp. 'multigermtubi' MB_m1
Lineage: Eukaryota; Fungi; Ascomycota; Leotiomycetes; Helotiales; Drepanopezizaceae
Source: RefSeq, a predicted model, not a curated record